Molecule: messenger RNA, 13473 nt
Organism: Knipowitschia caucasica
Lineage: Eukaryota; Metazoa; Chordata; Actinopteri; Gobiiformes; Gobiidae
Source: the annotation of a GenBank genome assembly
AUGUCCUCACCUCUGCGCUGCACUGCAUCAGAGGACAGAUCCAGUGGAUGUCAUCCAGUUUGUGCAGCUCUGCGCUCAGAGAGUUCAGAGUGGUCCUCAGCUCCUCCUCCUCCUCACACCGAGACUGCAACAACACCAGACAGUUACGGUCUCCUCUGUGGAUCUAAACCCACCUCAGCUCCUCCUCACACUGAGACUGCAACAACACCAGACAGUUACGGUCUCCUCUGUGGAUCUAAACCCACCUCAGCUCCUCCUCACACUGAGACUGCAACAACACCAGACAGUUACGGUCUCCUCUGUGGAGCUAAACCCACCUCAGCUCCUCCUCCUCCUCACACUGAGACUGCAACAACACCAGACAGUUACGGUCUCCUCUGUGGAGCUAAACCCACCUCAGCUCCUCCUCCUCCUCACACUGAGACUGCAACAACACCAGACAGUUACGGUCUCCUCUGUGGAGCUAAACCCACCUCAGCUCCUCCUCACACCGAGACUGCAACAACACCAGACAGUUACGGUCUCCUCUGUGGAUCUAAACCCACCUCAGCUCCUCCUCACACUGAGACUGCAACAACACCAGACAGUUACGGUCUCCUCUGUGGAGCUAAACCCACCUCAGCUCCUCCUCCUCCUCACACUGAGACUGCAACAACACCAGACAGUUACGGUCUCCUCUGUGGAUCUAAACCCACCUCAGCUCCUCCUCACACUGAGACUGCAACAACACCAGACAGUUACGGUCUCCUCUGUGGAGCUAAACCCACCUCAGCUCCUCCUCACACUGAGACUGCAACAACACCAGACAAUUACGGUCUCCUCUGUGGAUCUAAACCCACCUCAGCUCCUCCUCCUCCUCACACUGAGACUGCAACAACACCAGACAGUUACGGUCUCCUCUGUGGAGCUAAACCCACCUCAGCUCCUCCUCCUCCUCACACUGAGACUGCAACAACACCAGACAGUUACGGUCUCCUCUGUGGAGCUAAACCCACCUCAGCUCCUCCUCCUCCUCACACUGAGACUGCAACAACACCAGACAGUUACGGUCUCCUCUGUGGAGCUAAACCCACCUCAGCUCCUCCUCCUCCUCACACUGAGACUGCAACAACACCAGACAGUUACGGUCUCCUCUGUGGAGCUAAACCCACCUCAGCUCCUCCUCACACCGAGACUGCAACAACACCAGACAGUUACGGUCUCCUCUGUGGAUCUAAACCCACCUCAGCUCCUCCUCACACUGAGACUGCAACAACACCAGACAGUUACGGUCUCCUCUGUGGAGCUAAACCCACCUCAGCUCCUCCUCCUCCUCACACUGAGACUGCAACAACACCAGACAGUUACGGUCUCCUCUGUGGAGCUAAACCCACCUCAGCUCCUCCUCCUCCUCACACUGAGACUGCAACAACACCAGACAGUUACGGUCUCCUCUGUGGAUCUAAACCCACCUCAGCUCCUCCUCACACUGAGACUGCAACAACACCAGACAGUUACGGUCUCCUCUGUGGAGCUAAACCCACCUCAGCUCCUCCUCCUCCUCACACUGAGACUGCAACAACACCAGACAGUUACGGUCUCCUCUGUGGAGCUAAACCCACCUCAGCUCCUCCUCCUCCUCACACCGAGACUGCAACAACACCAGACAGUUACGGUCUCCUCUGUGGAUCUAAACCCACCUCAGCUCCUCCUCCUCCUCACACUGAGACUGCAACAACACCAGACAGUUACGGUCUCCUCUGUGGAGCUAAACCCACCUCAGCUCCUCCUCCUCCUCACACUGAGACUGCAACAACACCAGACAGUUACGGUCUCCUCUGUGGAGCUAAACCCACCUCAGCUCCUCCUCCUCCUCACACUGAGACUGCAACAACACCAGACAGUUACGGCCUCCUCUGUGAAGCUAAACCCACCUCAGCUCCUCCUCACACUGAGACUGCAACAACACCAGACAGUUACGGUCUCCUCUGUGGAUCUAAACCCACCUCAGCUCCUCCUCCUCCUCACACCGAGACUGCAACAACACCAGACAGUUACGGUCUCCUCUGUGGAUCUAAACCCACCUCAGCUCCUCCUCUUCCUCACACUGAGACUGCAACAACACCAGACAGUUACGGUCUCCUCUGUGGAGCUAAACCCACCUCAGCUCCUCCUCCUCCUCACACUGAGACUGCAACAACACCAGACAGUUACGGUCUCCUCUGUGGAUCUAAACCCACCUCAGCUCCUCCUCCUCCUCACACUGAGACUGCAACAACACCAGACAGUUACGGUCUCCUCUGUGGAGCUAAACCCACCUCAGCUCCUCCUCACACUGAGACUGCAACAACACCAGACAGUUACGGUCUCCUCUGUGGAGCUAAACCCACCUCAGCUCCUCCUCCUCCUCACACUGAGACUGCAACAACACCAGACAGUUACGGUCUCCUCUGUGGAGCUAAACCCACCUCAGCUCCUCCUCACACCGAGACUGCAACAACACCAGACAGUUACGGUCUCCUCUGUGGAUCUAAACCCACCUCAGCUCCUCCUCACACUGAGACUGCAACAACACCAGACAGUUACGGUCUCCUCUGUGGAUCUAAACCCACCUCAGCUCCUCCUCCUCCUCACACUGAGACUGCAACAACACCAGACAGUUACGGUCUCCUCUGUGGAGCUAAACCCACCUCAGCUCCUCCUCACACCGAGACUGCAACAACACCAGACAGUUACGGUCUCCUCUGUGGAUCUAAACCCACCUCAGCUCCUCCUCUUCCUCACACUGAGACUGCAACAACACCAGACAGUUACGGUCUCCUCUGUGGAGCUAAACCCACCUCAGCUCCUCCUCCUCCUCACACUGAGACUGCAACAACACCAGACAGUUACGGUCUCCUCUGUGGAGCUAAACCCACCUCAGCUCCUCCUCUUCCUCACACUGAGACUGCAACAACACCAGACAGUUACGGUCUCCUCUGUGGAGCUAAACCCACCUCAGCUCCUCCUCACACUGAGACUGCAACAACACCAGACAGUUACGGUCUCCUCUGUGGAGCUAAACCCACCUCAGCUCCUCCUCACACUGAGACUGCAACAACACCAGACAGUUACGGUCUCCUCUGUGGAGCUAAACCCACCUCAGCUCCUCCUCCUCACACUGAGACUGCAACAACACCAGACAGUUACGGCCUCCUCUGUGAAGCUAAACCCACCUCAGCUCCUCCUCCUCCUCACACCGAGACUGCAACAACACCAGACAGUUACGGUCUCCUCUGUGGAGCUAAACCCACCUCAGCUCCUCCUCUUCCUCACACUGAGACUGCAACAACACCAGACAGUUACGGUCUCCUCUGUGGAGCUAAACCCACCUCAGCUCCUCCUCCUCCUCACACCGAGACUGCAACAACACCAGACAGUUACGGUCUCCUCUGUGGAUCUAAACCCACCUCAGCUCCUCCUCCUCCUCACACUGAGACUGCAACAACACCAGACAGUUACGGUCUCCUCUGUGGAGCUAAACCCACCUCAGCUCCUCCUCCUCCUCACACUGAGACUGCAACAACACCAGACAGUUACGGUCUCCUCUGUGGAGCUAAACCCACCUCAGCUCCUCCUCCUCCUCACACUGAGACUGCAACAACACCAGACAGUUACGGUCUCCUCUGUGGAGCUAAACCCACCUCAGCUCCUCCUCCUCCUCACACCGAGACUGCAACAACACCAGACAGUUACGGUCUCCUCUGUGGAGCUAAACCCACCUCAGCUCCUCCUCACACCGAGACUGCAACAACACCAGACAGUUACGGUCUCCUCUGUGGAGCUAAACCCACCUCAGCUCCUCCUCCUCCUCACACUGAGACUGCAACAACACCAGACAGUUACGGUCUCCUCUGUGGAGCUAAACCCACCUCAGCUCCUCCUCCUCCUCACACUGAGACUGCAACAACACCAGACAGUUACGGUCUCCUCUGUGGAUCUAAACCCACCUCAGCUCCUCCUCACACUGAGACUGCAACAACACCAGACAGUUACGGUCUCCUCUGUGGAGCUAAACCCACCUCAGCUCCUCCUCCUCCUCACACUGAGACUGCAACAACACCAGACAGUUACGGUCUCCUCUGUGGAGCUAAACCCACCUCAGCUCCUCCUCCUCCUCACACUGAGACUGCAACAACACCAGACAGUUACGGUCUCCUCUGUGGAGCUAAACCCACCUCAGCUCCUCCUCUUCCUCACACUGAGACUGCAACAACACCAGACAGUUACGGUCUCCUCUGUGGAUCUAAACCCACCUCAGCUCCUCCUCACACUGAGACUGCAACAACACCAGACAGUUACGGUCUCCUCUGUGGAGCUAAACCCACCUCAGCUCCUCCUCCUCCUCACACCGAGACUGCAACAACACCAGACAGUUACGGUCUCCUCUGUGGAUCUAAACCCACCUCAGCUCCUCCUCCUCCUCACACUGAGACUGCAACAACACCAGACAGUUACGGUCUCCUCUGUGGAGCUAAACCCACCUCAGCUCCUCCUCCUCCUCACACUGAGACUGCAACAACACCAGACAGUUACGGUCUCCUCUGUGAAGCUAAACCCACCUCAGCUCCUCCUCACACCGAGACUGCAACAACACCAGACAGUUACGGUCUCCUCUGUGGAUCUAAACCCACCUCAGCUCCUCCUCACACUGAGACUGCAACAACACCAGACAGUUACGGUCUCCUCUGUGGAGCUAAACCCACCUCAGCUCCUCCUCCUCCUCACACUGAGACUGCAACAACACCAGACAGUUACGGCCUCCUCUGUGAAGCUAAACCCACCUCAGCUCCUCCUCACACUGAGACUGCAACAACACCAGACAGUUACGGUCUCCUCUGUGGAUCUAAACCCACCUCAGCUCCUCCUCCUCCUCACACCGAGACUGCAACAACACCAGACAGUUACGGUCUCCUCUGUGGAUCUAAACCCACCUCAGCUCCUCCUCCUCCUCACACUGAGACUGCAACAACACCAGACAGUUACGGUCUCCUCUGUGGAUCUAAACCCACCUCAGCUCCUCCUCACACUGAGACUGCAACAACACCAGACAGUUACGUUACGGUCUCCUCUGUGGAGCUAAACCCACCUCAGCUCCUCCUCACACCGAGACUGCAACAACACCAGACAGUUACGGUCUCCUCUGUGGAUCUAAACCCACCUCAGCUCCUCCUCACACUGAGACUGCAACAACACCAGACAGUUACGGUCUCCUCUGUGGAGCUAAACCCACCUCAGCUCCUCCUCCUCCUCACACUGAGACUGCAACAACACCAGACAGUUACGGUCUCCUCUGUGGAUCUAAACCCAUCUCAGCUCCUCUUCCUCCUCACACUGAGACUGCAACAACACCAGACAGUUACGGUCUCCUCUGUGGAGCUAAACCCACCUCAGCUCCUCCUCACACUGAGACUGCAACAACACCAGACAGUUACGGUCUCCUCUGUGGAGCUAAACCCACCUCAGCUCCUCCUCACACCGAGACUGCAACAACACCAGACAGUUACGGUCUCCUCUGUGGAGCUAAACCCACCUCAGCUCCUCCUCCUCCUCACACCGAGACUGCAACAACACCAGACAAUUACGGUCUCCUCUGUGGAUCUAAACCCACCUCAGCUCCUCCUCUUCCUCACACUGAGACUGCAACAACACCAGACAGUUACGGUCUCCUCUGUGGAGCUAAACCCACCUCAGCUCCUCCUCCUCCUCACACUGAGACUGCAACAACACCAGACAGUUACGGUCUCCUCUGUGGAUCUAAACCCACCUCAGCUCCUCCUCACACCGAGACUGCAACAACACCAGACAGUUACGGUCUCCUCUGUGGAUCUAAACCCACCUCAGCUCCUCCUCACACUGAGACUGCAACAACACCAGACAGUUACGGUCUCCUCUGUGGAGCUAAACCCACCUCAGCUCCUCCUCCUCCUCACACUGAGACUGCAACAACACCAGACAGUUACGGCCUCCUCUGUGAAGCUAAACCCACCUCAGCUCCUCCUCACACUGAGACUGCAACAACACCAGACAGUUACGGUCUCCUCUGUGGAUCUAAACCCACCUCAGCUCCUCCUCCUCCUCACACCGAGACUGCAACAACACCAGACAGUUACGGUCUCCUCUGUGGAGCUAAACCCACCUCAGCUCCUCCUCCUCCUCACACUGAGACUGCAACAACACCAGACAGUUACGGUCUCCUCUGUGGAGCUAAACCCACCUCAGCUCCUCCUCACACUGAGACUGCAACAACACCAGACAGUUACGGUCUCCUCUGUGGAGCUAAACCCACCUCAGCUCCUCCUCACACUGAGACUGCAACAACACCAGACAGUUACGGUCUCCUCUGUGGAGCUAAACCCACCUCAGCUCCUCCUCACACCGAGACUGCAACAACACCAGACAGUUACGGUCUCCUCUGUGGAUCUAAACCCACCUCAGCUCCUCCUCACACUGAGACUGCAACAACACCAGACAGUUACGGUCUCCUCUGUGGAGCUAAACCCACCUCAGCUCCUCCUCCUCCUCACACUGAGACUGCAACAACACCAGACAGUUACGGUCUCCUCUGUGGAUCUAAACCCACCUCAGCUCCUCUUCCUCCUCACACUGAGACUGCAACAACACCAGACAGUUACGGUCUCCUCUGUGGAGCUAAACCCACCUCAGCUCCUCCUCACACUGAGACUGCAACAACACCAGACAGUUACGGUCUCCUCUGUGGAGCUAAACCCACCUCAGCUCCUCCUCACACCGAGACUGCAACAACACCAGACAGUUACGGUCUCCUCUGUGGAGCUAAACCCACCUCAGCUCCUCCUCCUCCUCACACCGAGACUGCAACAACACCAGACAAUUACGGUCUCCUCUGUGGAUCUAAACCCACCUCAGCUCCUCCUCUUCCUCACACUGAGACUGCAACAACACCAGACAGUUACGGUCUCCUCUGUGGAGCUAAACCCACCUCAGCUCCUCCUCCUCCUCACACUGAGACUGCAACAACACCAGACAGUUACGGUCUCCUCUGUGGAUCUAAACCCACCUCAGCUCCUCCUCACACCGAGACUGCAACAACACCAGACAGUUACGGUCUCCUCUGUGGAUCUAAACCCACCUCAGCUCCUCCUCACACUGAGACUGCAACAACACCAGACAGUUACGGUCUCCUCUGUGGAGCUAAACCCACCUCAGCUCCUCCUCCUCCUCACACUGAGACUGCAACAACACCAGACAGUUACGGUCUCCUCUGUGGAGCUAAACCCACCUCAGCUCCUCCUCCUCCUCACACUGAGACUGCAACAACACCAGACAGUUACGGCCUCCUCUGUGAAGCUAAACCCACCUCAGCUCCUCCUCACACUGAGACUGCAACAACACCAGACAGUUACGGUCUCCUCUGUGGAUCUAAACCCACCUCAGCUCCUCCUCCUCCUCACACCGAGACUGCAACAACACCAGACAGUUACGGUCUCCUCUGUGGAUCUAAACCCACCUCAGCUCCUCCUCCUCCUCACACUGAGACUGCAACAACACCAGACAGUUACGGUCUCCUCUGUGGAGCUAAACCCACCUCAGCUCCUCCUCACACUGAGACUGCAACAACACCAGACAGUUACGGUCUCCUCUGUGGAGCUAAACCCACCUCAGCUCCUCCUCACACUGAGACUGCAACAACACCAGACAGUUACGGUCUCCUCUGUGGAGCUAAACCCACCUCAGCUCCUCCUCACACUGAGACUGCAACAACACCAGACAGUUACGGUCUCCUCUGUGGAGCUAAACCCACCUCAGCUCCUCCUCACACCGAGACUGCAACAACACCAGACAGUUACGGUCUCCUCUGUGGAUCUAAACCCACCUCAGCUCCUCCUCACACUGAGACUGCAACAACACCAGACAGUUACGGUCUCCUCUGUGGAGCUAAACCCACCUCAGCUCCUCCUCACACUGAGACUGCAACAACACCAGACAGUUACGGUCUCCUCUGUGGAUCUAAACCCACCUCAGCUCCUCCUCCUCCUCACACUGAGACUGCAACAACACCAGACAGUUACGGUCUCCUCUGUGGAGCUAAACCCACCUCAGCUCCUCCUCAAACCGAGACUGCAACAACACCAGACAGUUACGGUCUCCUCUGUGGAGCUAAACCCACCUCAGCUCCUCCUCCUCCUCACACCGAGACUGCAACAACACCAGACAAUUACGGUCUCCUCUGUGGAUCUAAACCCACCUCAGCUCCUCCUCUUCCUCACACUGAGACUGCAACAACACCAGACAGUUACGGUCUCCUCUGUGGAGCUAAACCCACCUCAGCUCCUCCUCCUCCUCACACUGAGACUGCAACAACACCAGACAGUUACGGUCUCCUCUGUGGAGCUAAACCCACCUCAGCUCCUCCUCUUCCUCACACUGAGACUGCAACAACACCAGACAGUUACGGUCUCCUCUGUGGAGCUAAACCCACCUCAGCUCCUCCUCACACUGAGACUGCAACAACACCAGACAGUUACGGUCUCCUCUGUGGAGCUAAACCCACCUCAGCUCCUCCUCACACUGAGACUGCAACAACACCAGACAGUUACGGUCUCCUCUGUGGAGCUAAACCCACCUCAGCUCCUCCUCCUCACACUGAGACUGCAACAACACCAGACAGUUACGGCCUCCUCUGUGAAGCUAAACCCACCUCAGCUCCUCCUCCUCCUCACACCGAGACUGCAACAACACCAGACAGUUACGGUCUCCUCUGUGGAGCUAAACCCACCUCAGCUCCUCCUCUUCCUCACACUGAGACUGCAACAACACCAGACAGUUACGGUCUCCUCUGUGGAGCUAAACCCACCUCAGCUCCUCCUCCUCCUCACACCGAGACUGCAACAACACCAGACAGUUACGGUCUCCUCUGUGGAUCUAAACCCACCUCAGCUCCUCCUCCUCCUCACACUGAGACUGCAACAACACCAGACAGUUACGGUCUCCUCUGUGGAGCUAAACCCACCUCAGCUCCUCCUCCUCCUCACACCGAGACUGCAACAACACCAGACAGUUACGGUCUCCUCUGUGGAGCUAAACCCACCUCAGCUCCUCCUCCUCCUCACACCGAGACUGCAACAACACCAGACAGUUACGGUCUCCUCUGUGGAGCUAAACCCACCUCAGCUCCUCCUCACACCGAGACUGCAACAACACCAGACAGUUACGGUCUCCUCUGUGGAGCUAAACCCACCUCAGCUCCUCCUCCUCCCUCACACUGAGACUGCAACAACACCAGACAGUUACGGUCUCCUCUGUGGAGCUAAACCCACCUCAGCUCCUCCUCCUCCUCACACUGAGACUGCAACAACACCAGACAGUUACGGUCUCCUCUGUGGAUCUAAACCCACCUCAGCUCCUCCUCACACUGAGACUGCAACAACACCAGACAGUUACGGUCUCCUCUGUGGAGCUAAACCCACCUCAGCUCCUCCUCCUCCUCACACUGAGACUGCAACAACACCAGACAGUUACGGUCUCCUCUGUGGAGCUAAACCCACCUCAGCUCCUCCUCCUCCUCACACUGAGACUGCAACAACACCAGACAGUUACGGUCUCCUCUGUGGAGCUAAACCCACCUCAGCUCCUCCUCUUCCUCACACUGAGACUGCAACAACACCAGACAGUUACGGUCUCCUCUGUGGAGCUAAACCCACCUCAGCUCCUCCUCACACUGAGACUGCAACAACACCAGACAGUUACGGUCUCCUCUGUGGAGCUAAACCCACCUCAGCUCCUCCUCCUCCUCACACCGAGACUGCAACAACACCAGACAAUUACGGUCUCCUCUGUGGAUCUAAACCCACCUCAGCUCCUCCUCUUCCUCACACUGAGACUGCAACAACACCAGACAGUUACGGUCUCCUCUGUGGAGCUAAACCCACCUCAGCUCCUCCUCCUCCUCACACUGAGACUGCAACAACACCAGACAGUUACGGUCUCCUCUGUGGAGCUAAACCCACCUCAGCUCCUCCUCUUCCUCACACUGAGACUGCAACAACACCAGACAGUUACGGUCUCCUCUGUGGAGCUAAACCCACCUCAGCUCCUCCUCACACUGAGACUGCAACAACACCAGACAGUUACGGUCUCCUCUGUGGAGCUAAACCCACCUCAGCUCCUCCUCACACCGAGACUGCAACAACACCAGACAGUUACGGUCUCCUCUGUGGAGCUAAACCCACCUCAGCUCCUCCUCCUCCUCACACCGAGACUGCAACAACACCAGACAAUUACGGUCUCCUCUGUGGAUCUAAACCCACCUCAGCUCCUCCUCUUCCUCACACUGAGACUGCAACAACACCAGACAGUUACGGUCUCCUCUGUGGAGCUAAACCCACCUCAGCUCCUCCUCCUCCUCACACUGAGACUGCAACAACACCAGACAGUUACGGUCUCCUCUGUGGAGCUAAACCCACCUCAGCUCCUCCUCCUCCUCACACUGAGACUGCAACAACACCAGACAGUUACGGUCUCCUCUGUGGAGCUAAACCCACCUCAGCUCCUCCUCUUCCUCACACUGAGACUGCAACAACACCAGACAGUUACGGUCUCCUCUGUGGAGCUAAACCCACCUCAGCUCCUCCUCACACUGAGACUGCAACAACACCAGACAGUUACGGUCUCCUCUGUGGAUCUAAACCCACCUCAGCUCCUCCUCACACUGAGACUGCAACAACACCAGACAGUUACGGUCUCCUCUGUGGAGCUAAACCCACCUCAGCUCCACCUCACACUGAGACUGCAACAACACCAGACAGUUACGGUCUCCUCUGUGGAGCUAAACCCACCUCAGCUCCUCCUCCUCCUCACACCGAGACUGCAACAACACCAGACAGUUACGGUCUCCUCUGUGGAGCUAAACCCACCUCAGCUCCUCCUCACACUGAGACUGCAACAACACCAGACAGUUACGGUCUCCUCUGUGGAUCUAAACCCACCUCAGCUCCUCCUCACACUGAGACUGCAACAACACCAGACAGUUACGGUCUCCUCUGUGGAGCUAAACCCACCUCAGCUCCUCCUCCUCCUCACACUGAGACUGCAACAACACCAGACAGUUACGGUCUCCUCUGUGGAGCUAAACCCACCUCAGCUCCUCCUCCUCCUCACACUGAGAGACUGCAACAACACCAGACAGUUACGGUCUCCUCUGUGGAGCUAAACCCACCUCAGCUCCUCCUCCUCCUCACACUGAGACUGCAACAACACCAGACAGUUACGGUCUCCUCUGUGGAGCUAAACCCACCUCAGCUCCUCCUCCUCCUCACACCGAGACUGCAACAACACCAGACAGUUACGGUCUCCUCUGUGGAUCUAAACCCACCUCAGCUCCUCCUCCUCCUCACACUGAGACUGCAACAACACCAGACAGUUACGGUCUCCUCUGUGGAGCUAAACCCACCUCAGCUCCUCCUCUUCCGCACACUGAGACUGCAACAACACAAGACAGUUACGUGUGGAGCCACAGUCAGGAGCCACAGUCAGGAGCCACAGACAGGAGCCACAGUCAGGAGCCACAGUCAGGAGCCACAGACAGGAGCCACAGACAGGAGCCACAGACAGGAGCCACAGACAGGAGCCACAGACAGGAGCCACAGACAGGAGCCACAGACAGGAGCCACAGUCAGGAGCCACAGUCAGGAGCCACAGUCAGGAGCCACAGACAGGAGCCACAGACAGGAGCCACAGACAGGAGCCACAGACAGGAGCCACAGACAGGAGCCACAGACAGGAGCCACAGUCAGGAGCCACAGUCAGGAGCCACAGACAGGAGCCACAGACAGGAGCCACAGACAGGAGCCACAGACAGGAGCCACAGUCAGGAGCCACAGUCAGGAGCCACAGACAGGAGCCACAGACAGGAGCCACAGUCAGGAGCCACAGACAGGAGCCACAGUCAGGAGCCACAGUCAGGAGCCACAGUCAGGAGCCACAGUCAGGAGCCACAGACAGGAGCCACAGACAGGAGCCACAGACAGGAGCCACAGUCAGGAGCCACAGACAGGAGCCACAGUCAGGAGCCACAGUCAGGAGCCACAGACAGGAGCCACAGACAGGAGCCACAGACAGGAGCCACAGACAGGAGCCACAGACAGGAGCCACAGUCAGGAGCCACAGACAGGAGCCACAGUCAGGAGCCACAGACAGGAGCCACAGACAGGAGCCACAGACAGGAGCCUCAGACAGGAGCCACAGAUAGGAGCCACAGUCAGGAGCCACAGUCAGGAGCCACAGACAGGAGCCACAGACAGGAGCCACAGUCAGGAGCCACAGACAGGAGCCACAGUCAGGAGCCACAGUCAGGAGCCACAGUCAGGAGCCACAGUCAGGAGCCACAGACAGGAGCCACAGACAGGAGCCACAGUCAGUAGCCACAGACAGGAGCCACAGUCAGGAGCCACAGUCAGGAGCCACAGACAGGAGCUACAGACAGGAGCCACAGACAGGAGCCACAGACAGGAGCCACAGACAGGAGCCACAGUCAGGAGCCACAGACAGGAGCCACAGACAGGAGCCACAGACAGGAGCCACAGUCAGGAGCCACAGACAGGAGCCACAGUCAGGAGCCACAGACAGGAGCCACAGUCAGGAGCCACAGACAGGAGCCACAGACAGGAGCCACAGACAGGAGCCACAGACAGGAGCCACAGUCAGGAGCCACAGACAGGAGCCACAGUCAGGAGCCACAGACAGGAGCCUCAGACAGGAGCCACAGAUAGGAGCCACAGUCAGGAGCCACAGACUGGAGCCACAGACUGGAGCCACAGACAGGAGCCACAGACAGGAGCCACAGUCAGGAGCCUCAGACAGGAGCCACAGAUAGGAGCCACAGUCAGGAGCCACAGUCAGGAGCCACAGACAGGAGCCACAGACAGGAGCCACAGACAGGAGCCACAGACAGGAGCCACAGACAGGAGCCACAGUCAGGAGCCACAGACAGGAGCCACAGUCAGGAGCCACAGACAGGAGCCACAGUCAGGAGCUACAGACAGGAGCCCACAGACAGGAGCCACAGUCAGGAGCCACAGUCAGGAGCCACAGUCAGGAGCCACAGUCAGGAGCCACAGUCAGGAGCCACAGUCAGGAGCCACAGUCAGGAGCCACAGACAGGAGCCACAGACAGGAGCCACAGACAGGAGCCACAGACAGGAGCCACAGACAGAGCCACAGACAGGAGCCACAGACAGGAGCCACAGACAGGAGCCACAGACAGGAGCCACAGACAGGAGCCACAGACAGGAGCCACAGUCAGGAGCCACAGUCAGGAGCCACAGUCAGGAGCCACAGACAGGAGCCACAGACAGGAGCCACAGACAGGAGCCACAGACAGGAGCCACAGACAGGAGCCACAGUCAGGAGCCACAGUCAGGAGCCACAGACAGGAGCCACAGACAGGACAGGUCUCUCAGCGUCUCUUUGUCCUGA